Letharia columbiana is the source of this 978-nucleotide messenger RNA. RefSeq lists its product as uncharacterized. The record is from RefSeq and is a predicted model, not a curated record. The transcript has a single exon. The coding region runs from base 1 to 978 and encodes 325 amino acids. Lineage: Eukaryota; Fungi; Ascomycota; Lecanoromycetes; Lecanorales; Parmeliaceae.
AUGAAAAUAUGGUUCCUUGGAGAAUCCUUGGAGAAGAAUAGCGAAAAAUGGCUGAGGGCGAUGAGGGUUUUAUUUCUCGAAAACAAUGCUGUCGAAAUUGGCCGCUCUAGUGCCGACGACGACGCCAAUGCCACAAUUCUCCGAAAAAAGAGCAUGGCCAAACCACUUAACAAAUGGACUACUUCGGAGAAAGCAGGCUUCGUCUGCGUAGGAACCCACAAGCUCUACGUCUCAACCUCCGGGCCCAUUCGCAUACCAGGCGACCCGUUACUGAUCGUCUUCCCGGGCGCGAACGCCGCCUGCGAAUCUUGGGAACCGGUAUCAUCUCUCCUCCAAGACACCGUACGUGUCCUUCUAUACGACCGCUCUGGGCUAGGCCGCAGCGAACACGGUCCGAAUCGGGAUACUGGACCCGUAGCAGCGGACGAGCUCUCCAAGCUGCUCCAAGCCGUGAACCUGCCCGGUCCGUAUGUCCUUGUGGCGCACUCUUACGGCGGCUGUGUGGCUCGAGAGUUUCUGCACCUGCACGCCAGGGACGUGGUCGGCAUGGUGCUUUCGGAGACGGGCACGGAGACCAUGAGUCGGUAUGCUGAGGAGCAGUAUCGGAGACAGGUGCUUGGCCAUCGUCCGCUGAGCGUUAUCCGGGGCGAGUCCGCUUUCAGCGCGCGGCGGGGUGAGGAUGUCAGCGUGUCAGAUGAGCAGCGCAGAGCGCGUGACGGCAUGCUUGAGGCUAUGGGUAGAGCUGACGAGCAGUUGAAGAGAGAGCAGUUGAGGUUGUCAAGGAAUAAUAGGUUCAGGAAUGUCCCCGACUGUGGACACAACGUCCAUCUCAGUCGUCCUGAUGUCGUCGCUGAGGAGGUUAAAUGGGUUUUGUCAAAUCUAAUGACAGUGAGAGCAAAGAGGAGUUGGGUCGGUUUCACAGAUCCACGAUUAUUUUUCGGGUUUGUCAGAUCUUGGGGCUUUCUUGACCGCAGGUGA